AUGACUUCCAGCGGCCAUUGUAUCAGCUGCACGACACCUUUGACGUGCUCUAGCCUGGAUGAGCCUCUGAAGGGCAUGAACGUUGCCAAAGCCUGCAACCCGGAUCCCAAACCUGGUGACAAGUUCAGCUGGAAAGUGAACAAGACCUCGGCGUACGAUAUCCGGGUGGAUUUCCCUCUGGAGAAGCUCAACAAGCAGCUGGAUUUUGUGGUCGAGAUUCUUUCAGCGUUAGACCUUUCAGGAAGAAAUGACGACGUGGUGAAGGGCCGGCAGGUCACCAAUUGGAUCUCCACGGUUGUCAUCGGAUCACAAGACCAUUCCGCCUGGAUGAAAGUUGCCGUGAAUUUGAACGGUGACUUCUCGAAAGUCGUCAUUGGCAAGCAAGCCGCAGAGUUCGCCGCCUCGGCGAAGGACGUCUAUUCUGGGGAAUGUGUCCAGCCGACGGACAUCACCGGCUAUCAUGUGACAGAGCUGAGCAUGGCGCGGACGCAGCUGAACGUCUUGGCGGCCUGCGCCUCCAAGUACUUAGGUGUGGCAAAGGUGACCGCCUGCGCCGCCCAUGGAGAAGCAUACAAGCUGUCUGGUUGUGAUCCAGAGAAGUGCAUUGCGCCUUCAACUUUCACGGGCUACGUGGUGAAGUCGGUGGACUUAAAGCGACCAACUUUCACCGCAGAGGUGGUCUGCGACAAUGACAAUGGCUUCUAUGGCACCCCGACCGCGGAGAUUUGCCCUUCCAACGGCCAAGAGUACACACUUUGGGGAUGCGUUGAAGUGUGCACAGAGAAGGACAAGCCGUACCAGAUCCACGGCUGCGUGCUCUCCUCAGCCAAGUACAUCAAUUGCAAGACGCCGUCCAGCACGCAAGGCUACGUGAUCACCGAGACCGGCACGGAGCUGCACAAGUGGGACGUCAAGGCACAGUGCGCGGCGCUGUACCACGGCACUGCCAAGGUCACUGAGUGCGACGACAACGGACUUCCCUACGGAAUCUCUGGGUGCGAGCCGGACACCUGCGUUGAGCCGAGCGACACCACAGGCUAUGAGCUGACGGUGAAGGACUUGGAGUUGUGGAAGUUCAGCGUAACCAUCCAGUGCGCCGACGGCUACAUUGGUGAUGCAAAGGUGGAGAAGUGCGAUGGGCAUGGACUGCCCUACAAGAUUGAUGGAUGUCUGCCCACCACUACCACCACGAGCACGACUACCACCACAACGACCACAACAAUCAACGAGCCAUGCUAUGCCCCCAAGAGCACCGUUGGCUACAAGGUCACCGAGACAAGCGUGCACUGGACCUCCUUCGAUGUCUCGGCAGAAUGUGCCGAUCGCUUCUAUGGGCAUGCCCAUGUGAAGAUCUGUACCAAGCCUGACAUGGUCUACUACCUGUCUGGCUGCACUCGGGUGGUGACCUGCAAGACACCAUCGGACACCACCGGCUACCACGUCACGGAGAAAAACUUGGACACGCAUCAAUGGGACAUGUCGGCUUCAUGUGCCCCGAAGUUCCACGGCGCGGCGAAGGUGACGCAGUGCGAUGAGGACACCUAUCCCUACCAGCUGGCGGGCUGUGAGCCCGACACCUGCACCGGUCCAGGGGACACCACGGGCUACAAGUACACAGCCAAGUCUCUGGCCAUGCACAAUUUCGAGGUAUCGGUGGAGUGCGCUGAUGGCUGGGAGGGAAAUCCGGAGGCCACAGUUUGCGACGGAGAUGGGAAAGCUUUUACCAUUGACGGUUGCCAAACCACCACAACCACGUCUACAACCACCACAACCACGACGACAACCACGACAACCUCUACUACAACGACCACAACGACAACCAGCACAACAACCACGACAACCACCACCAGCACCACAACCACCACGACCAGCACCACAACCACUACCACCACAACUUCGACCUCCACAACGACAACUACUACCAGCACCUCGACCACAACAACCACUACUACGACCAGCACCACCACCACUACAACAACAACUACAACCUCCACAACAACGUCCACAACCACCACAACCACAACCACCAGCACCACUACAACCACGAGCACAACUACCACAACAAUCACCACUACCACCACAACAACAACCUCGACCACAACAACCAUUACAAGCACAACGACGAUCACCACCACAUCCACCACGACUUCUACAACAACCACCGUUACGAUCCCCAAGUUGGUGUGCUCCGCGCCUCUGGACACCACAGGUUACCUCGUCUCCGAGCACAACCUGCUGCAAGAGGAGUUCAAGGUUACGGCGAAGUGUACGGAUGAGUACAUCGGCACCCCCUCCGCAAUCGCGUGCACCGAGGAGGACAGCAUCUACCAGCUGAAGGGCUGCGAGAAGAAGAUCUACUGCCUGGCGCCAUCGGAGGCUCUAGGCUACUCGAUUACCGAAAAGAGCCUUCUCAAGCAGACGUUCGACAUCACCGCGACAUGCAAGGAUGGCUUCCAUGGCUCCGCGAAGGCAGAACCAUGCGCCGCAAGUGGCGAACAGUACACCUUGACCGGCUGCAUGGAGAAUUUCUGCACAUCGCCGAGCACAAUAGGCUACGCAGUUUCAGAGGUGGAGCUGCGCAUGCACGCCUUCCAGGUUACAGCAAAGUGCGACACAGGCUAUGAGGGCACUGCGGUAGUGGAGUCGUGCAGCCUCCACAAGGGCCAAUACAAGCUCAGUGGCUGCACAAGGAGAGAGGUCUUCUGCGUUGCCCCAACGGUCACUGACGGCUACACCGUGACCGAGACGGACCUCCGUGGAGAUGCCUUUGAUGUGACAGCAACAUGCGCGCCAGGAUGGACAGGUACGGCAAAGGUGUCGAAGUGCACAGGCUCCACGAAGCAGGCGCCUACAUCUUACUCUUUGAGCGGCUGCUCGCGCCGGUAA
Symbiodinium pilosum is the source of this 2886-nucleotide messenger RNA. The record is from the annotation of a GenBank genome assembly. NCBI's taxonomy places the organism in Eukaryota, Dinophyceae, Suessiales, Symbiodiniaceae.